AUGCACGAUUAAAAGUUACAGUGAAACGAGACGACAAUCAUGAACUAAUUCCUCCAUAUCUAUAGAAAGUUCUGUCAAUAAUCUAAAAUCUGUGAACGUCAGUUUUUGGCUGUUUUUAUGGUGAGCGUAAAAAAAUGAUUAAAAACAAUGAGCGUUUGUGCGACUUAAUGCGACGCUGCGCAGACCAAGCUGCGUAUGACAUCAAAGUAUCGCGAGAAUGCUUUGAAAGCAAAACUCUCGCGGUACUUCGAUGUCACAUGCUUACCGUUCGGCGCUGUCCAUGAAAUCAAGCACAGCCAUUGGCCGUUUCUCAAUCCGAAGGCUGCAACCUCCGGAGGUCGAAUUUCCAGUCUGCAUACGUCAUCAAGACAGCCUUAUUUCAGGAUAUUAACAAUUAUAACAUUGAAUAUUAUUUUUAGUUAAUCGUAAAUUGUGGUAAUAUGAUUAUGACUUUCGAAUGUAAUUCUUAAGUUAAUUAAAUAAACCAGACUUGAUGGCGUAUGCAGCCUGCAUAUGCGACCUCAGCAGGCUGCACUCUCGGAUUGAGAUACGGCCAUUGAAUGUCAGGCGCUCGAGCAUGCACUUGACGUACAUGACGUCGGAGUGAGCAACAUGUUUCACAGCGACAUGGAUGCGCGUGUCGCGUCGCUGCAAAGAAAUGUUGACUUUUUGCGAGAGCAGCACAGUGAAACUCUGAGGAAGUUACAUGAUGAAAUAGAGUCUUUAAAACGGGAAAAUAAAGAGCUGCAGUUUAGGCUGAUCAUGGAGCCUUCAAAGUCGAGCAGGUCCAGACGAAAAAUCCAGAGGCAUCAAACAGAGAACCACACAUUUCAAACAGACAGAGGAAACUAUCUGGAGCAGACCCUGGAGGAGAACCUUUUUCCACAAGGCCCAUACCUCAGCCAUCAUAAUAAAAGUAGAGAAGCCAGAUCAACUUCCUCGGCUGCCCCCACACCAGACAAGAUAGAAGGUCCUUCAGAAGCUAAAGCAGGGUUCAUCACUUCUCUGCAGCCCUUAAUGAUCCAGUGUAGCCAAUCGGAACCCCCUCGACCUCCCACCGUAACGGAGUGUGAGGUCAUCAUACGACAGCUGUAUAAUGCUAACAGUCUGCAGUCUCAGGAGGUCUUGCGUGUGAAAGCUCUUCUCAAAGACAUUGUUUUCAACAAGAAAAUCACAGCAGACAAUUACAUUUUGACCAAGGCUUAUCUUGCAGACGGUAAAAGAACUGACAAGUCAGAUACAUUUCCCAAGCUUUCUCUCCAAACACUGCCUAGAGGACUUAUAAACAGGCCUGCAUCUCAAGCUAGCAAAGCAGAGAAAGUGAUCCUCCCUGCCCUCACACGCAGCUUGAGCAACAACAUAGCAGAAAGACACAGGAGGACUCAGGCCGUGCAAAGACGUCGGUUACAAAGGACUAUGCACUAAACUAAGAAACCAGGCUGCAGUAGUAUUGUACAGAGUGUAUUUAAUUUAUCAAGCAAUACACAAACU
Molecule: messenger RNA, 1491 nt
Organism: Paramisgurnus dabryanus
Lineage: Eukaryota; Metazoa; Chordata; Actinopteri; Cypriniformes; Cobitidae
Gene: ccdc74a
Product: coiled-coil domain containing 74B
Source: RefSeq, a predicted model, not a curated record